AAAUGACAUCACCUUUCCCCUAUACAGUUCUUCUCUGUGCAUUUUCAGUGUCGAUGCCAUUCACUCGCGAGCAGAGAAAAGUGUGUUUAUGGCUGCAAUUUGGUUCUGAAAAUCUACUGAAAAUGUGGAAAUUUGUCAGGUAUACUCCGUUUUCUAUUGGGCAAUAGCCGUAUAGUGUUGAAAAUCAGCAAAAAUGACAAUUUCGUGCGUAAAGAACCCAUGAAUGGGAGUGUGUGUUUGUGUGUGUCUGUCUUUAUGCAUUGACGUGUGCGCCAGUUAGUUCGAGAGAAGAAGAAAUUGAGCAAUAGUCGCGUUUUGUGAACAACAAUUUUCUCUGCUUCUCUCCGAACUGAAGCCAAAUGGAAAGAGCGAAGAAAUUUCAGUGUACGGGUCAAACUACGCGGAGCAAAUAAGUCCAAAAGCAUUUUUGAUGUAAACCGAGCGCCUCCAGUUACUGUUAUGUUGAGGGAAUGAAGAAAACAUACUCGGAGGUGUUGGAAAAAAGGCCUUACCUUUACAUUUUCAAUAUUUGGUUCACAAAACAACUUAUAUCAACGCAAGAAGUGUGCUUUUCGUUCGACAGACGACACAGUGUAUCUCACAUUUUAAUCGUGUGUCUUUUUUUUCCUUUUUGCGUUUUAUGUGGAAGGCUGGAAAUUGUGUGAUCGGUUAAUCAAGUGAUUGUGAAGUUACCGAACCAAUGGUACGGUUUGUGAAAAAAAAUAUUUGUAAAUCUUGGCGUAUCGUGGCAGUAACGAGUGUUUGCUAAGUGCAAAAAUUAGUAAAUAACUUUUUCAAGCAAACCGGCAGUAGCGAAAUCUACCUUUUCCGUCAAUACAUUCACCGAAGUGUUGCAAAGCAGAAAAAAACAACUUGAGCGUACGAAGAGACAGCGAGCCAGAAUCAAAUAUGGCCGUUCGUUUGUCGGCAUCCCCAGUUUCAUCAUCGUUGUCGCUGUCUGUUCCGUUACUAGGGACAGCCAGAUCAUCGAUGCAGUAAAAGGUUCCUGGCGGACGGAAGAAAAAAGUCCGGGGAAGGACGGCAAAGGAGGCUUUGUGUUUUCCAGGCAGAGUUUAAAAGAUGCCUAAGCGGUUUCUGGUAGUUCAAUGGAAUCAACGACUUACGAGUAAUCUGCACGACAGCGAUUCCUACUGCAAAUUAUUGCCACUACAGUCAAGAUGCAUCUGCAUACGCAAGUCGUCUUGAUAUUAACCCAGCUGUUCCUCAUUGUACGCGUGACGGAUCAGACAAAAUGUGCCCUAACGUCUUCGUACGGUACCGUCUCGGUGAGCUAUUUCGCGACGUUACCGUCCGCGCUAGAAACGGACGCCGACGACAUAGACGUCGAUGCCGACGUUGGUCGCCACCGGAUCGACCUGACACCGCUGGUACCGACGGCGGACUCGCCGCCGCCUCAAUCCGACUAUCCAACCUACAAUGAUGACACUGAAGAUGUAAAUAGCUUUCUGAAGGUGUUGAGCUGUUCCGAUACGAGCUUGCGGGCCGUGAACGAGGAGUAUCUACGGCCGGUCGACUCGUACAAGGGCAUACUGCUGGAGCGGGUGCCGGUACAGAACCCGACCGCUGACCAUUUGGCGCUGAAGAACGAGAACUAUCUGGAGAUAGUGCGCUGGCGCGACAGUAAUGUAACCGAGCAGCAGGUGGCCUUGACAUUUGCCCGGGACGAGCGGAAGUUCAGCAACCUACUGAUACUAGACCUAAGCGCAAACUUACUUAGCACGAUGAGGAGAGAUUAUUUUAGCAGACUGGAGCGGCUAAAGCUGCUGCAGCUAUCCGCGAAUCAAUUACACAAUCUUCCGAGUGAUAUUUUUAAUGAUCUGUCGAACCUGGUCGAGCUGGACCUGCACGGCAAUCGACUGAGUGAGCUGCCACUGAACCUGUUCCGGCCGCUCGGUAAGCUGCGGGUGCUGAAUCUCGCGAACAAUACGAUCCAUGAUCUUCCGCGUAACAGUUUUGCCGGGCUGGGCAACCUGACCGAACUGCAUCUGGCGCACAACCGGCUGUACGUGGUACCGUUCCAGGUGUUCAAAGAGCUGCGUUCACUCGAAGUGCUCGACCUGUCGAGCAACAUGCUCGUCUCGUUUCUGGACAACUUUUUCCUGCUCAACAAGCAGCUGCGUGUGCUGCGACUGAACGGUAACAUCAUCGAAAAGAUCUCCAAGAACGCACUGUACGGGUUGCGACGGUUGCAAUCGUUCGAUCUAUCCAGCAAUAAGCUGGUGUUUAUCGAUCGCAACGCGUUCGAUACGCUGGACGAGCUGCGCUAUCUCAAUAUAAAUCAAAACCAAAUCUACAUCCUGCCGUCGACCGUGUUUUCGGCGCUCCGUUCGCUCCGGUCGCUGGAUUUGAGCAACAACCUGAUGCGUUCGCUGCCGAACUCGAUCCUCGCAAGCCAACGCAGCCUGGUACGAUUGCACCUGGAUGCGACCAACCUGGAAUCGCUCAGCAACUGGGUGUCCCGUAACAACCACACGGUGAACAAGGAAGUCUUGCGUAACUUACGCUAUUUAUCCAUACGUAACAACACCCGACUGAAGGAGAUCGAACCAUGCGUAUUCCGCAAUGUGCCGAACCUGGAAACGUUACUCCUGUCGAACAAUAGACUGACAAGCCUGCCGAAGGAAAUUGGAGAGUUGCGCAGGUUGCGCUACCUAGACGUCGGCAGUAACGACAUCAUGUACAUCCCGGAGCAAAUUCGUACACUCCACGAGCUGCAGUAUGCGAAUUUCCUCGACAACGAUUACGGUUGUGAUUGCCACAUGUACUGGAUUCUGAGCUGGAUUGAUGAACUGCAGGCGGAGAACAAUACGCAGAAGAUUUACGAUCUGUUGCGCCUGUCCGAACUGAAGUGUCGCAACGGGUAUCCGGGUGAUAUCGUGCGCGUACUGCAGCACAUAAGCUGCUUCAAGCCGGAGCUGCUGCAGGCAUCAGACAGUAGGAUGCAUCUGCUCAAGUCGGACGCCGUACUCGAGUGCGUAUUUACCGGAAAUCCACCGCCGGACAUAAUUUGGAUAACGCCUAAGAACGAGAUCUUGCGCCACAGCCAAGAACAGGAUCAAAAAUCACUGUUGUUCGAUUCAGACGACGAUUCUGGCAAUGGUGGGGGUAGCCGAAAGUAUCAGCAAGCAGUCGAAUUUCAGAUGCUUCAGAUGGACAACGUGACGGGCGAUGGACUGCACGAAGGGAUAACGCUGCUAGAGAAUGGCUUCCUACGGAUUCAUAACAUUUCCAGGCGCGAUAGUGGGCUGUACACGUGCUACGCUAUUAAUAUCAUGGGCAAUGCAACGGCCGACAUUCGUCUCUACAUCGAUCCAAUCGUGUUCUAUCGUGUCAAGAUAGGUAGCAUCAUUACCGGUGCAAUCUCGGCGGCUGCCUUCCUUGCACUGACGCUGAUCUUCCAGGGCAUUCGACGCAUUUUCAUACGCUUCCGCAUCAUCGAUCUUAUCUGUCAGAACUGCUGCAGUUACUGCUACAAAAACGAUAAGACAUCCUCAAAGGCGCGUCAGAUAUACGCCAUGCUCGAUAACAUCGAACACUACAAAAGCCAGCAGUUGGAACGUUUACGUGAUAACUACACGCAACAGGUUCAUCGCAUUAAGGAUAACUGUGCACAGCAAGUCGAUUGGAUACAGGGCAGCUACUCGACACAGGCGAAACAUUUGCGGGAAAUUCGUGACAUUGGAACACACCAUCUGACUACCCUUCGCGAUCAGUACUACGAUCAGGUACGGCGUGUACGUGACUAUUCUACCGGUCAGCUGACCUGGGUACGGGAGAACUACGUGUUCCAGCGUAACAAGAUCCGAAAGUUCAGUGCUCACCAGGCGCUUCGAUUGCGCGAAGGUUACAAGUACCAGCAGCAAACGCUCAACAAGGUGCUGGAAAAUUUGCCCAGCUUCUACUUCGAGAACUGCCGUGGACGCAACGAAGAGGAUGAAGAUUUCGAUGGAUUUGAGGUGUAUCUGAAGGCAAAGAUCGAGAAGUUGUCGCAGAUGGAAGGCAACGAAAAUCCACCAACGAAGGUGUUAAGUUCCGACUACGCACUGAAGUAUCUGGAAAACUUCUCCACCAAGAGCGUCGACGAAAGCAAGGCGUCCGUCUAUUUCACGCCGAACGAUGAUGAUCAUGCCAGCCCGGAACCGCAGAUUUCUCCCAUCCACAUCAACUACAUUAAUGGACGGCCCGUGCUGGAAGAUGGUGAAGACGACGAGGAAGGAAUGUCUGCCACAAAGCUGCACUUCGGUGCGGCAUUGCUGGCAAGCGGAGAUACACCGAAAUCGUUUAAAUCCAUCAUCGGUGGUAGUGGCUCGAUCGGUGGUAGCGAUAUUCCAUUGAAAUCGAUCAUUAAACCAACCACAAGGUUUAUGUACGACAAGCAUCUGGGCAAGUAUCGGCUUUGUCAUCAGCAACCGAGCCGUUUAAGCGGUGGUUAUGGCAAUGACGACGAUCUACCCGUUCCCGACAUUGGUGCCGGAAUGCUCGGAAGCCCUCUGCUGAUGGAUGUCGGUCCUGUGAAAGGCGGCGGGUACGAUGGAGCUACGUCGCUGCGUUACAGCGAUGCGCUAGAUGGUGGAGGAGAUUCAGCCGAUGACGAUCAUCACAAUUACAGCCUUAAAAACAAUCGGAAACAUCGACGCAAGAGGAAAAUAUUGCUGGGAUGUAAGGCUGCACCGUUGAACGGUAAUGGCAAUGGCGGUGGUUGUGGAUCAGGAAGCGGUGGAUCCGGUUCAGCGAGUGCCUGCGAGUAUGAGACGCUGCUUAUGAAAAACUUGAGCCACGAUCCGCGCGAAUCACACUACAAAAUCAUUCACAUCAACAAGCUAAACAAUGGUGUGAGCAAUAGCAAUUAUUUCGGUGGUAUGUUGAGUUCUGCACCGUCGUGUGGUAGCGGCUGGAUGGCUGGGCGAGCCGUUACCCGAAGGCAUCACCGUCCGACGGCAGCCAUGUCAGCAGCGGCAGCUGCCGCGGUCGCUACAUCGUCACUCACGGGAGAGAACGAUUAUCACUAUUCGCUGGAGGAUAUGAUACAGGACAGCAAUCAAAAGAUACGGCAGUUGAUCUACGACUCGAAGAUUGACAUAAUGAAUGAAGUGAUCAACACGGGAGGUGGUGCUGCCGGUGGUAGCGGUGUAGAAACCGGACGGAUGAGUGGUGGACGAGGACGUAACAGUGCCGGCAGUGGAAACAAUAGCAAGAGCAUCAACAAUAUCGAUGGUGCAGGUAGUUCGGGUAGUGCAGGAGUCGCAAAUGGUGUCGGCGGUCCGGCAGGAGCACAGAGCAUGGUAGGGCUAGCGCACGGUGGCAACAUUCCGAUGAACGAUGAGUAUGAUCUGUGCUGCAGCAGUAGCAGCAGCAGUCGUAAUAACAGCUGCAGCACUAGCACCAAUGCUAGUCGCGACAGCUACAAGCAGCCGCACCGUAACCCACAUCAACGUCAGUCAACGCCGGCUGACACGAUGGUAACGCUUGGACGAUCGGCAGUCUCAUCAUCGGGAUCACCGCCGACUGGUGCACCGACUACCGUUUCACUGGCAAUGACACAAAACGGUAGUGCUGGCGGAAGCACGGCAUCAAACCAUCAUCCGGUGAAGAAGAUCCACAAGCUACACUUCGAUUCCAGCACGAAUCGCAUCCAGCAGAGCACUAGCCUGCCGGAGAUCUACUUCGAUACGAUGCCGCCGGGCACAGUCUCGCCGGUGUCUUCGGGCCGGAUGAACGGGACAACCUCUAUGGCCAUGGAACCGGCAGCGGGAAUGAAUUCACCGAAUCAGAGUGGUUCGACCAUUUCAUCCACUUUUUCCAGCGCGUCAGGAUCAGUCGGUGGAAGACUGGAGGAACAACCCAUGCCAUCAGGCGGUUCGAUCCAGCAGCAGCCAGCAAAAGUGCACGGUGGCAAACAUGUGAUUUUAGCAGUAGAAAACAAGGAAAGUGCCACCGGCGGUGGUACGGCGGUACCGAAUAAAGGCUGGCAGCCGUGCACCACCAAUAGCGAACCUAAUGGCGGUGGUGGCAACUCUUCAAAGUCCUCGUCCCCAUCACCGGCAUCAUCGUCCGUGUCCCCAUCACCACCAGCGUCGCCUAUCGAGUCAAAUAUCAAUAUUAAUGAUAAUAGUAGUAUUUGUAGCAGUACGAAAAGCAACAAGCAUUAAUAGUAGUAGCACGAUCGUUGGCCUGCAAGGGAGAGGAGAACUUUCAAAGUGUGAAUGUGGGUUUGUAUGUACGCGCGUCCACACAUAUUUCAUAUCGCAUCCAAGCAAGCGGCGGAAAGAUGCGAAGUGCUGCAAACGCAACCAUUUCCGAUUGAAUAUUUGAAUGGAGUCGCAAACAAUAUUCUCCCAAACCGUACCAAACAUCAAAUCGCUUGUAAAGGGGGAACCGCGAAAGGUACACAUACCCUUUUGUGGCAACCAUAUUGAUACGGCUGUACAGGAGAAAGGGCACUCCCAAACCUAGGCUGAUUCAAAUUGUCAUGCCUACAGAAGGACCCGUUUGCUUGGAUUGAUAAAAGUUGAACCUAGCUACUCCAAUCCCCUUCAUGAGAUUACAUUAUUGCUUGUACGGGGGUUUGUUGUUUGAUGUAUGUUCCGUGCGUGUGUUUUAGUGAAGAGAAAGAGAGAGAGAGAGAGAAAAAGAAAUAAGAAGAGCGCUUUUAUAAACAAAGGAUAACAUAUUUUCAAGAUGGCGCGCACUACUCACAAAAAACAAAGCAGAGUUUAAAUGCUGAUGAAUCAGAGCAAACAUGGAACGAAACAAUACCAAUUCCUUCAACCAGAAUGUAUUGUUGUGCUUUCCCUCCUUCGCCCCCCCAAUGCCACAGACAGCAACAUGCAAAUACGAGUGUGGAAAGUGAAAGAUAAUACUAUCAUUAUUACUAUGAUUAUGAUUCUAUACAUAUACAUACCUAUAUAUAUAUAUAAAUAUACAUCUAUAUCUCUGUUUAUAAUAAACUAGGAAAAGAAGGGUAAAAACGGCACAUCGGGUGCGUGCUGAAAGUGAUAGAAUUUCAAAUGGGAUCUGGGCUUACAAAUAGUAGAUUACAAAUUACACCUUUACUGUAUGGGAUGGGGUAACGUGCACUGUAAGGUGUGGAAAUGAAAAACAGGGAACGAAGGUAAGCGUACUAGGCGGAAUCAUGAAGUAGGGAAAAGAUCGAACCGAAAGGCAAAACGGGAGAAUGGAUAGAAGAAAGCCACCACACAAGGAUUAAGAAACAGGUAGAAAAACCAGAAGAGAAAAAAAAACCAGCAAGUAUGUUGAGACAUGUGUGUUACGUAAAACAGAUAUGUAUUAGAUCUUUUCAUAUUAAUUAGAACUCAUUUUUAGCACUCAGGCCGGCAGAUACAGAUGAAGGGAAGGCGUUGAUGACGAGAUGAAACAAAUUACUACACAAAUUGAAAUUCAAAUUCACGAAUCUAUCGGAAGAUGCGUAUACUUUAUAUAUUACACUUCCUUUUGCUUCACAAAGAUGGUAGCAGGCAAACGAAACUAAUAUUUAGCAACAUCUGCGCUUCUCUGUAACGAAGGGAAAGGAAAUCGGCUGGCAGAAAAUGAAGCAGAAAGGCAACAAAAAAAAAAGGAAAAAGAGAAAAAAAAUAGCACACAAAAGUUCAGCAGUCAUUCUUGUCGAAUAUUAUUUUACAAAAAGGAAGAAAUGAAUAGAACCUUGAAUACCCGUAACACACCCCAUGGGGUGCAGUGUUUAAAUUUAACAAACAAAACGAAAAGAAACCAUUUGUUAAAGAGAAAAAGUUUUAGAAGAAAAUGAAGUCAAUGUUGCUAAUAGUUCAUUAAUACAUAUAACAGUGCACACAGAAAACAAACAGAACAGAAGAACAAACCAAAACACACUAAAACAAGUGAUGAUAAAAUGUUGCAUAUGGAAAAACCAACAUACGAUAACUAACAUGAAAAAAACAUUAAACGAGAACACUAAAAAAACAAAAAGGACAUUAAAGAACACACAUACACACAUCAGAAUUUGCACUGUUGAUGAGACUAGUAUAUGACCGUUAUUAACUACCAUUACUACUACUACUACUACUACUACUACUACUACCGAAACUACUUCACUGACUGUGAAAAAUAUGUUCGAAAAUUAUCAUUACUGCUAUUAAUUUGCUGAACGCGCAAGUACAUUCUUAAUUCCUGGCUGGUUAAGAAAGCAAGCGCGGUUGAAAGGAAACAAACAAAUAAUACAAAAGAAAGUGAGCAAAGAAAUGUGGGCAAUGAAGAAACAAACGUGUACGGUAUCAAAGUUGGACACAUUUCAAACACUUGUAAAAGCAAACACCCAUCUUACACACAUACGAAUAGGUGGAAAGGACAAUGGAAUAAAGUUGCAAGAAACUACAAAACGGAAAACGAGAGAAAUAAAUACAAAACUACAAUUAUGAAACAGAGCAAAUGUUGAUAAAACCGUCGCCCCCUCUCAUACUGUAGCAAAGAGCAAAGAAAAACAUGGGAAAAAUAUAUCACGACAUUUGAAUAAACUCAA
Messenger RNA from Anopheles funestus (African malaria mosquito), 8515 nucleotides. RefSeq lists its product as uncharacterized. The coding region runs from base 1179 to 6170 and encodes 1663 amino acids. The record is from RefSeq and is a predicted model, not a curated record. NCBI's taxonomy places the organism in Eukaryota, Metazoa, Arthropoda, Insecta, Diptera, Culicidae. The transcript has 7 exons. Gene Ontology annotation, molecular function: protein binding.